AUGGGUGUGGGGGGCGUGGGUGGGGAGGCCGUGGGUGGGAAGGGCGUGGGUGGGGAGGCCGUGGGUGGGGUGCUAUGGGUGUUGGGGGCGUGGGUGGGGAGGCUGUGGGUGGGGAGGCCGUGGGUGGGAAGGGCGUGGGUGGGGAGGCCGUGGGUGGGGUGCUAUGGGUGGGGGGGGCGCUAUGGGUGUGGGGGGCGUGGGUGGGGGGGCCGUGGGUGGGGUGCUAUGGGUGGGGGGGGCGCUAUGGGUGUGGGGGGCGUGGGUGGGGAGGCCGUUGGUGGGGAGGCCGUGGGUGGGGAGGCCGUGGGUGGAGGGACCGUGGGUGGAGGGACCGUGGGUGGAGGGACCGUGGGUGGGGAGGCUGUGGGUGGGGUGGCCAUGGGUGGGGAGGCCGCGGCAUGUAACCUCCCGCUGGGCACAGACGUCAGUUAA
Oncorhynchus mykiss (rainbow trout) is the source of this 432-nucleotide messenger RNA. The record is from RefSeq and is a predicted model, not a curated record. Lineage: Eukaryota; Metazoa; Chordata; Actinopteri; Salmoniformes; Salmonidae.